AUGGAAAACCAGCUAUGGCAGAAUACCCAGGGCUGCUGCCAUCAAUACCAAGAAAAUCCCCAGGAUGUUGAGGACCUCUUACUCCUGCUGCUGGGCCUCAUCAUUCUUGUCAACAUCAGCAUCAACAUUACAACUGUGAUGUGGCAUGGGCUCCAGAACGUCUUGGACAAGAUGAUCGACUGUACUAAUCAGAAAAAUGAAGUUCAGACUAGUGAAAGUUCCCCCAAAGAUCCCCCAGCCAAGGCCCAGGACGUCCACAUCCACUGCAAACUGGACCCUGUACAGCUGAAGAUGGCCCAACCCACACGCUACUCCUCUUUCUCCUGCCACCAUCUCCGCAACCACCAUCGCCACCACCCCUGUCGCCGCCGUUUUCGCCACUGCAGCCGCCAGCAGCGGCUGCAGAAACACAGACAACACCCCCACAGCCACUCAGCCUUCCGUAACCAACAUCACAGGCACAAGAUGUCACAGCUGCAGCCAAUACCUUUCUUUGAUCAGGAGGACCCGGAGGAGGAGGAUGACCUGUCAUUGCCAUAUCCCAAGUACCCACGUGGCGGCUGGGGUGGGCUCUAUCGGCGAGUGGGUCCGCCCUCCAACGUGGGGCUGUGGGGCCUUCAGGGUGGAAUCCUAGCCAGCCUGCCGCCACCCUCUCUCUACCUGUCACCAGAGCUGCGCCGCAUGCCCAAGCGCGUGGAGGCCAAGUCUGAGCUGAGGCUGCAGUCCUACAGGCCCCAUUAUCCACAGUCCCGAACCUGGGGUAAUGUGGAGGAAGAACAGUGGGCCCAGUCUCCACCACCUCCCCGCCGGCUGCCCCCUAACCCCACCUUGGUCCCUGGGGGGUACAGCCCUUACUCCUCAGUAGGCCGGAUACUGUAUGACUCCUGGGAUCAGCGGCGGCGUGUUGUGGAGGGCUCUGAGCCCCCACCUGCCUUGGUGUCCCGGAACUCCCGGUCUGAGGCCCAGGGCUACCGGGAACACUACUCCCCACAGUCCCACCGGCGUAGCCUGCCCGGUCAUGCUCACAGUCAGUCCAACCGCAGCCCCCACCCGUCUGUGGGACACUUGGGCUAUUGCUCCCGGGAACCCCAGGAAGCACGGCGCCGGGCAGCUGACUGGGCUGAGGCUCUGCCCGUUCGGCAUCCUCUGACUACCUCUGUCUCCCUCACGGUGCUGGGUGAGACCUCACACCAAAGGGUCCCAGCUCCCAGCCCAGUCCUGCUGCCUCACUCCUCCCAGCCCCUGCCUGAAGCCCAGGCUGCUGAUCCUGCCCCACCUCCAACCACUUUCAUCCCACUCAGCCGGAAUCCAGGGGGCAAUGCCAAUUACCAGCUGUAUGAUAGCCUAGAGCUGAAGCGGCAGGUGCAAGAGGGCAGAGUGCGUGCCAACUCACUGCCACCGCCUUCCACCUCAGCCUCGAGGCCCUCUCUGCACAGGAGCCGGACUGGGAAACUCAACUGA
Carlito syrichta (Philippine tarsier) is the source of this 1461-nucleotide messenger RNA. It is a transcript of the gene SPEM2, whose product is annotated as chromosome unknown C17orf74 homolog. The transcript has 3 exons. Lineage: Eukaryota; Metazoa; Chordata; Mammalia; Primates; Tarsiidae. Bases 1 to 1461 code for a protein of 486 amino acids. The record is from RefSeq and is a predicted model, not a curated record.